UUACCAGUUUUCCUACAAAACAUUCAAAAAUGACAAGUAUUUUUUCUAAUAAGCCGCAUCGUAACAGAUAUAUUCUUAACGAGAAAUACGUUGUGAAAUGGUUGUAAUGAUCACAAAUUGUUUAUACCGUUUAUUUCCGAGAUUUUAAAUUUUCAUUUAGAUUCAGUGGCCUGCUUUUCUUGACGCCGAUAAGUAUUUCAGUUUCUAAACGCCAGGUGGCAGUAGGCUACAAUCACUUUUUCCACCUUAGGUAUUCACUUUGGAGAAUUACCAGCUUUCCCGCCAAAAAGUAACAGUCUAUCGGAAGAUAUGCGGUCAUAGUUGUUUAUAAAUGGCGGUUCGCGCAAUUAAUAUCCAGAAGUAAAUGAAUGUAUGUAAUAUCUACAAUGUUUUUACAAGCAUUAAUUGCGUUAUACUUGGCGUAGAUAGGUUAUAAUCAUACGUCUGAUACCGAUUAUGAAUGUCAAGAAGUGGAUUUCCUUGAAAAAAAUAUCGCACAGCUACAGUCUAGACCCGUUGGCUGAUGAUGUGAAGUCAAAUACUUCGGGCAGCUGCCGAACGGCUAAGAGGCAACUGACACGGCUCGCCUUUGAUGAAACGGAAAAUCGCCUUCUAGCCGUUGAUUCCAAAGGACUGAUUAUCCUAGUUGAACUUGGAGAAUGUAUGAGAUACUGCAAGUUAGGGACAGUACAGUCUUGUACAUUUAUAGCAUUCAAUCCUCUGAACAAAAUUGAAAUACUUGUCGGAUCGAUUGAUGGAACGAUUAAAAUCACAAAAAUAAGUGGAGAUGCCAGAGAGCAUUGCUCACUUAUCGGCCACAAGUUCCCUGUAAAAUAUAUUGCCACUUACAAGAAUUAUGCCUUGACUACUUCUUCAAAAGAAGUUAUAAUGUGGGAUCUUUCUACAUUCAGCAAGGUUCAUCAACUCCGAUUUUUCACUACCAAUGUCAACGUCCGCCGAGCCAGGUUUUCGUCAACAGGAAUCAUAGCUGUACUGUAUCGCGAUUGUACACUACAAGUCUGGGAGUUUGAACGGCUUGAUCAGGACACUAAAAUUAACGUGAAACCAUUCGGGCUACGAGAUGUUCGCGAUUAUCAGUUUACAAAAGAUGGACGGGCGAUGGUGAUGGCAGGAAUAUCGAACAACAUCGUCAUCAUAAACACCUUCAAAUGGGAUUUGAUCAAACGUCUCGAAUUACCGGAUGGACUGGCGUGUAUAAAAGAGCUCAGCUUUUUGCCCCAAGUCCUGGAUGGAGGUGCUAACAAAAUCUUGGCCAUCCUAUGCUCCGAUCACACCUUGCACUUUAUAGAUUUGAGUACAUCUUGUGCCGUGCCGCUGUCGUCAAGUAAUCCUUUGGUCGAUAUCAAUCACCUUAGUAUAUCACCGAAUGGGCGGUAUAUAGCGUGCAUAGACAUAGCGGGAAGUCUAAGAUUGGAAAUAGCAGAUAAUCUGUUAUCAUCGGAGCCCAAGCAGAAGGCAAAGAUUUUUAAGCCAAAUCAAUCUCGUUCUCAUGACUUGGGUCAUCACUUGAGAUGUGUCAGACAAUAUAUCCAGGAAGAAUUAAAUUUGAAAAGACUUAUACCCAUAUUAAAAGAGUUUGGAGAGUAUCCACGUAAACAUCGUCCGCUUAUAUGGGCAUCAAUAUUGGAGUUGCCAAGAAAUCUAUGUGCCUACUCAGCUUUGACCAACAAAACCCCUCAGCAAGGACUGAUGGAGAAGAUUUUGGUCGAUUACCCCCUGGCGGAUAAGGGCAAAGCCUUGGUUCUGGCCACGAUCAUCAACUGUUUGGUUCACUGGUGUCCUCUCCUCUCACACAGCACUUUUUUGCCACGGCUCGUCUUUCCGUUCAUUGUUGUUUUCCAGGGAAAUCACCUGCUCGCUUUCGAAAUUAUCAUCUCAGUAUUAUCAAACUAUUGCCAACGAUGGUUCGAAUAUCAUCCUUUACCUCCAUUGAACGUUUUAGCUAUGCUAGAAAACGUUUUAUCUGAAGCUGACCCUUUGCUCCUAAAUUACUUUUGUGAAAAAGGUGUAACGUCAAGUGAAUACAUUUGGCCUUUGCUGCAAACCACACUGAGUGAAGUACUUUCCGGAGAUGAAUGGUUGAUUUUAUGGGAUCAUCUUUUCUCAUCUGGUCGCUCGACUCUUUUAUUAAUGAGCUCAAUCGCCUACAGCAUUUGUUCACGGGAAGUUAUCAUGUCUCAAUUGCAUUCCACCCAGGACUUUACACAGUUCUACCGUGCACAGGGGCAUGUAAGAGUCGUAGAUUUAUUGAGAGUGGUACGUAGAUUAGAUCAAAAUACACCGUAUCAUCUCCACCCGGACAGAUAUUUGAGGAGCACGAUGCAUCGGUUACCUAAAACAGGACCAUACCCCUCAUUUUUGAAUGACCAGUAUCCAAAGUAUCUUACGGAGGAUUCACAAUUGGAACUGCAAAGAUUACAACGAAAUGAUGAGCAAGCAACAAUACUUAGACAUAGCAGACGUUGCCACUUGAAAGCCGCGGAAGAAAGAAAACUGCGAAUAGAAAGAGAUAAUUUUCUAAAAGAAAUUGAGGCUGCUAGAGUAGACGAGCAACGUCGAUGUUACGAUGCAAAAGUUUUGAACAACAAAUUAAGUUUAAAAAAUCUCUACAAGCAAAAUCGAAAUACUAGGAAGUCCCACGACCUCGAAGAAUCCAGCAUCGAGACAGAAGAUCAAGCUAUAGAACAACAAUUGCAAGCUAAACAGUGUCAAACAUUGCAAGGUCAAGUAAAAAAAUUGGAAUUCGAGGUUCAAACAUUGUUAAAAACACUAGACUCUAGUACUACUACACAAGUCACAAUUUGUAAAUAACGCAAGUUCAUCGCUGGUAGAACAUUAAAUGGUGUGAGAUAUUAUAGAACAGACCGACGUGCUCAGCCUUUGCGCUCAAGAAUGAAUUGACCGUAUUGUACUGAAGUAAAUAUCUCAACGUUGAAUAAUUGUCCCUGUAACAAGAAUAUUAUACAUAGUGUAUCAAAUGACAAACAUAUAUUAACUCUGAAUAUAUACAAAAUAAUUGUUCUUGGAAAUAAAAAUUUUUUACAAAUAA
Molecule: messenger RNA, 3070 nt
Organism: Neodiprion fabricii
Lineage: Eukaryota; Metazoa; Arthropoda; Insecta; Hymenoptera; Diprionidae
Product: TBC1 domain family member 31
Exons: 4
Coding region: 457-2832 (791 amino acids)
Cellular component (GO): centrosome
Molecular function (GO): protein binding
Source: RefSeq, a predicted model, not a curated record